Messenger RNA from Strongylus vulgaris, 363 nucleotides. The record is from the annotation of a GenBank genome assembly. NCBI's taxonomy places the organism in Eukaryota, Metazoa, Nematoda, Chromadorea, Rhabditida, Strongylidae.
AUGAAUGGUCCAGAAACCAGGCCCAUGCUGAAAGUCCUACAUAUUUUUGUUCCAGCACCCUUAAAUACCAAACUAUCGACCCUUGGCUUAGACUUACCAGAUUUAUGGACCAUUAACACAGAUAAUUUAGCGAGCGCGCUGAUUUUGUCGUGUUUUUGGAUGCAAAUUGUUAUGCACUUUUCAGGAAUGUCCAUGAUGACCGAUGCAGAGGAUCGGCUCAUGGUUGACCUUUUCCGGGGGUAUAACUCACUGGUUCAGCCAGUGCGUAAUAAAACUGAAUUACCUAUGAUAAUCAAGAUUGCUAUGCAACUUGUGCUGCUCAUCAAUGUGGUGAGUAUAGAAUACCGGUGUGCCAUCGCUUAG